Messenger RNA from Schistosoma mattheei, 444 nucleotides. The record is from the annotation of a GenBank genome assembly. NCBI's taxonomy places the organism in Eukaryota, Metazoa, Platyhelminthes, Trematoda, Strigeidida, Schistosomatidae.
AUGUCCAACAAGCGUCCUUCAUUAGUCCCUCAGAAAGGACCUGGUUCUUUUAAAAAACCAAGAGGUAACCACGAUGAUACCCCAGAGCCCUCAAAGUUCGAGCAGGAACUAAUGUUGUUGGAUGACAUCGAGACUGAAGAUAUAGCUUUGGUGGACGAAAGUUCUGCUUUGUCUCAUUUAGACUUUCUAACGAAUUCGCAUUGGCCAAGACGUAGGUUGGAGAAGUUGGAUCCAAAUAAGGACAGUAUUAUUUUCCAGCAGUUUGAUGUGUCACAUUAUAAAGGUGAACACCUAACUGGUAUGCCUGGUGCUACUCAAGGUCCUGUACCAAUUAUACGUUUGUUCGGUAUAACUGAAAAGGGUCAUAGUGUAUGUGCGCAUGUGCAUGGUUUUCUACCAUAUUUCUAUGUACCAGCACCGAAAGAUUUUUCAACGAUCAUUUGA